Oldenlandia corymbosa var. corymbosa is the source of this 1152-nucleotide messenger RNA. Lineage: Eukaryota; Viridiplantae; Streptophyta; Magnoliopsida; Gentianales; Rubiaceae. The record is from the annotation of a GenBank genome assembly.
AUGUCAAUCAGCCAACUUCCUGAAGAUUUACUAGCGGAAGUGCUUGUCAGGUUGCCGCGCAGAUUGUUGUCAAGAUUUAAUUGUGUUUCGAAAUCAUGGAAAGAUCUAAUCAGCUGCAAAUAUUUCAUCAAUCGACACAAAAACUCAUCACAUCAUGAGAAUUCCAAGAUUCUACUUUUGGUUGACAAGAGAGAGUAUUCGAGUUUCUACACCGUAGAAUUGGAUUCACUGCCAGGCAACAAGUUGAGAACCGCUAAGCUGAAACUUCCCCACCCUUUCAAAACUCGAGUUAAAAGAAUCAGUGGUUGUUGCAAUAACUUUCUAUGUUUGUGCUAUUCAGAAAAUCAAAUUGUGUUGUCGAAUCUGAUUUCUCGCAAGUACUGGGUGUUACCGGAUGCCAUUGAUCCAUCCUUUCCGGAACUAGAUCAAGGGAACUAUGGGGUCAGUUAUGUGUAUGGUUUCGGGUACGAUGAUAUCAACGAUGACUACAAGGUUGUGAAAGUCGCUUGUUUGGUUAGAGUUACAGUACAUCUUAUAUUGUCUCACGAAGUUCAAAUAUAUAGCCUAAAAUCGAAUCCUUGGAGGCGCCUUCCAAAGUUUUCGGGCCGUCUCAUUUAUAAGGACGGCAAACUAGUUAACCAUGCUCUACAUUGGAUGACUGUUGAUGGUAAUAUCUUGGCUCUGGGCCUGAAAACGGAGUCAUAUGAAACUAUUCCACAGCCUAAAGAGGUUAGCGAGGAAUUAGAAUCAUUCAAAAAGACGCGUGUUCUUGGGGUCGUGGAGAACUGUUUAUGUGUGAUGUAUGCACACAAAUCUACAAGUUUGUUGCAUCUGUGGAUAAUGAAGGAUUACGGCGUGCAGGAUUCUUGGACUAAGGUCGUAGUGAAAGGGUUUCCUAUGUGCUCACCAUAUGGUAUCAAUCCCUUUCUCCAGCCAAUAUCAUAUUCACACAUUCAAAUUAACCAAAUCUUCUUUCACGAUAUGGAAUACGUUUAUGCUUAUGAUACUAAAAACCAAACGCUUCAAAAAGCCGCUUCCUUCAAGUCCACUACAACAUACAUUAAGAGUAGUGCAUAUCCUUUGAUGCUUAGUAGCAGCGGCGACUCAAGUACACUUGUUGAGCCUUGGUCUUGUUGGUCCAACCCAAUUUAG